Messenger RNA from Sinocyclocheilus rhinocerous, 513 nucleotides. RefSeq names its product regulatory factor X-associated protein-like. The record is from RefSeq and is a predicted model, not a curated record. Gene Ontology annotation, cellular component: nucleus. The annotation marks the transcript as partial. NCBI's taxonomy places the organism in Eukaryota, Metazoa, Chordata, Actinopteri, Cypriniformes, Cyprinidae. Gene Ontology annotation, biological process: regulation of transcription by RNA polymerase II. The transcript has 2 exons.
AGGUGGGAAUUUGGGUUUUACUCUAAACAGACAAAAAUGAGCGACAACGUUCAUCUUAGUUUAGCAAACGCGGGUAAAGACGGCCAAAACUCGGCAGCCGCGGACAGCAACGACCAGGACCAGGAGAGCUUCCCGUACGACGCGGAAGAUCCGGGCGAAGAGAGCGACGCGCCGGAGGCGAAAGACGGCGCGGUCAGUCCGGAGGAGCUCAACGACGACGAGACGUCCGGAGAGAGCGAGAACGUGCCCAAGACCUGCAUCUAUGACGGCUGCACCGAGACCACGACGCAGGUGGCCAAAGCCAGGAAGCCCUGGAUGUGCAAAAAACACCGGAAUAAAAUGUACAAGGACAAGUACAAGAAAAAGAAAAGCGACCAGGCCAUGUCGUCGGGAAAACUAGAAGAGAGUUCGGAGGAGAGGCCUGUAUCUGUUACUAAACAACGGCUGGGUACCAUAGGAGACAGACCCGCCAGACCGUCCCUCAUUGAGCAGGUGCUGAACCAGAAGAGACUG